CGGGGCAGCAAGGUCGAGAGCUUUUCCUCUCCGAAGCGUCGAGAAGAGAGGACAGGAGGAAGGAGUGCCUGGAGUAUAGCAAUUAAGGUCGCCGUAGACUCUGGUCAUUUAAAACCCUCACCCCACCCCCACUCCUAUACCUAAUUGAUCAGCAGACACAUCCUAAAAGAAGAAAUGAAUGAAAACAAAUGGACCAAGUUACCACAGUGGUGGAUUUGAAGUCCUGAGAAACUGCCAUUCCUUGCUGAGAUUAUUUACGCAGCAUGUCAUCAGACGAGGAGAAGUGCUCCCUUCUAGUGACGCAGAACGACUCCAACCGAGGCAGCUCAGUCUCUUCAGACCUGCAGGAAGAGUAUGAAGAACUGCUUCGUUAUGCUAUAGUGACUCCGAAUAUUGAAUCACGUGCUUCACAGCCAUCUCAUUCUAAGGGAGAAGUGAUGACAGAUGUUAGAUUUCCUACUAUAAUUGAUGAUAUUCUUCAUAAUCAAGUAGGAAAUAGCCCUGCAGAGAGAGAAGCAAGGAUGGAAGUUGGAAAAGGACAUGAUGUAAAUAUUAUAAAUCAUCCAAGGACAGAAGGGUCAUCACCAGUAUCAUCACCAAGGAAGUCCUCUCGCCCAGUCAUAGAUUUUUUCAGUUCGAAUCUUUUAGGUGACUCUUCCACAGCAGGGUCUAAUUCUAGUCCUGCAGGUGUUCAUGAACUAGCGGUGGGUGACCUUCUUGUUUCUGAGGAAAACCUUCAAAAGGUGGAAAGUGUACUGGAUCUUUGGAGUUCGGGCCUUAAGACAAACGUCAUAUCUGAGCUGACGAAAUGGAGACUAAAUUUUAUUGACUGGCAUCGUAUAGAAAUGAAAAAAGAGAAAGAGAAACAUGCGGCACAUUUAAAACAACUAUGCAACCAGAUCAACAGCUUGAAGGAGCUGCAAAAAGCCUAUGAAAUCUCUAUUGGGAGAAAAGAUGAGGUGAUUUCCAGCUUGUCUCAUGCCAUAGGCAAGCAAAAGGAAAGGAUAGAGUUGAUGAGAACAUUCUUCUACUGGAGAAUUGGCCAUGUCAAAUCCAGACAGGAUGUUUAUGAAGGUAAACUAGCUGACCAGCACUUCCAAAGAACUUUGCUGAAGAAAGUCUGGAGAGCCUGGCGUUCCACAGUGCAGAAGAAGUGGAAAGACGUGGUGGAGCGAGCUUGUCAAGCAAGAGCUGAAGAAGUUUGUGUCCAGAUUUCCAAUGAUUAUGAAGCCAAAGUUGCUAUGUUAUCUGGAGCUUUGGAAAAUGCAAAAGCUGAAAUCCAAAGAAUGCAGCAUGAAAAAGAGCAGUUUGAAGAUUCCAUGAAGAAAGCUUUCAUGCGGGGUGUUUGUGCAUUAAAUCUUGAAGCCAUGACAAUAUUUCAAAACAGAAAUGAUACAGGGGUAGACUUCACAAAUAAUAAAAAGGAAGAAUAUGGUCCCAGUGUUCAAGGAAAAGAACAUCCUGUUCAUUUGGAUUCUUCGGUACCCUCAGCAGUUGCACCAGCACCAUCCUCAUCAGCAGCCACUGUGGGAGUGACCAGCACUGCUGCAUUUCCCUCUGUGGCUUCCAUCACUUCCACCGGGGCUGCUUCCGCUUCCUACACCCACCUUCCUGUUUCCGCUCCUCUCGGUGCUGGACCUACAGCUCCUGCUGCACCGGAAGAAAUGAGGCUUCCUGCGGACACUCAAAACUUUUUCCAGUCUUCCUCAGUACAUCCACCAGCUAAAGGGAAGAGUGUGAUUUGGGAAACAAGUAACUGGAGAAAGGAGGAUAAUCAUUCUAGUGAACACGUACCCAGAGUUGUGACAUCUGCACAGCAGAAAGCUGGAAGGACAAUUACGGCCCGCAUCACAGGGAGAUGUGACUUCGCUUCAAAACACAGAAUUAGCAGCAGUUUAGCUAUAAUGGGAGUUUCUCCUCCCAUGAGCUCAGUUGUUGUGGAAAAACAUCAUCCAGUCACGGUGCAAACCAUUCCUCAAGCUGCUGCAGCAAAAUAUCCCCGGACUAUUCAUCCUGAAAGUACUACUUUGGCUUCCAGAUCUCUGGGAACCAGAUCAACUCAUACUCAGUCUCUCGCAAGCGUUCAUUCCAUCAAAGUGGUUGACUAAAAUGCAUAUGUUCAUAUUAGGAUCUUUUAUUUUAAGUCCUCUGGUUUUAUCAAGGAUUAGAAGUCGUUAGUUUUACAUUUUUCCAUCGUGGAUACAUGAUGCUCAUCUUUUCAAAAUCACAAGAGACUUUUUCAAGCCACACCAUCAUUUGUAACUAUAUGUAGGAUUAUUUUAAUGUUAUUUUUUAAUUUAAGCAAUUAAGUAAAACUUUUUUAAAUUAAAAAGAAAUUGGACUAUAUUUUUUAAUAGAUUCAGCCUGUGGCUGAUUAUAUCAUCAAAG
Phyllostomus hastatus (greater spear-nosed bat) is the source of this 2388-nucleotide messenger RNA. It is a transcript of the gene POC5, whose product is annotated as POC5 centriolar protein. Lineage: Eukaryota; Metazoa; Chordata; Mammalia; Chiroptera; Phyllostomidae. The transcript is spliced from 14 exons. Bases 264 to 2108 code for a protein of 614 amino acids. Gene Ontology annotation, cellular component: centrosome. The record is from RefSeq and is a predicted model, not a curated record.